GUUCAACAUCUGAUGGUUGCAACAGCAGUACUAGUCGGCAAACUCCGCCCCACGUGGAAGAUAUCGACGCGCGCGCUGUUGAUGUUGCUGCAAACGGCAAACGCAUACGGCAGGGGCGGACAGGUGACAAAGAUUGCGGUCAAUCUGCUCGUCCGGAUAAAUUUCUCAGAACUUUCGCUGAACAAGCGCAGAAUCUUCGCCAGACUUUAGAAGUUGCCGAUCAGCAUAGUAGCGACGGGUCAUCUUCGUCAGGGACAACCUCCGCAGCAGGCCCGACUCUGCAAAUUCUGCGUGUCAGCGGGGCCGUCAAGAUGGAUAUCGGUUACGAAGAAUGGAAAGACUGGAGAGUCGGUCAGCUCCUCAGUGUCGUCGAAGAAAGCCAGCAACCCGCUCCGCUAUCCUAAGAAAAAACGUCUUCAACCUAUAGCUCACGAUGGAGAAUCAUCUUCUGCUACACAAAUCCACAAGUUUUGGCUGUCGCGCAUGACAAGUUUGGGCUCGUGUUUCGCUAGUGCUGUCACCGCAUCACAUGAACCCUACUACCUUUUUAUUCUGAUUCGAGCAUAACACAUCAUCCCAAAAAAGCAUAUAGAAGAUGCCUCUCAUGGGGCUGCGCAUGAGAAGCAUUUUAGGCGUGCAGAUUUGCAUCACAACUCCGGGGUCCUCUUCACAACUCAUGGCAAACGUUUUUACGUAGGAUAACCGCUCGAAAUCUUCGCCGCUCCGCUGCAACUUGUCACUGUUGGCGCAUCGCCACUCGCGCUGAGCAAUCGCAAUGGUGACGAAAAGGUGGCGACAAUACUGGCAGAGCGGUCCUCUCUGCAGAACCUGCAAAAUGUAGCCGGACAAGAAGUGAUGUCACUAUUCUCUGCUUAUCAAAUGCAAAUAUGUCUGGGAGGUCUGGAAGGAUGCAAGACUUGUCAUGCAUAUUUUCCAUGCCCCCUGGGGUUUGGAAUGCAGGACCUAGCAUGAGAAGUUCUGCGACGUCUCUAUCAUGGUGCGUCUCCUGCAUGACAAACUGCCUCUAACCUUGUUCAAAAGUGUACAGCUUUUGGUAGUCAUGCAACACAAAUUUUUGUACGAUCCAGACUUGGCAUGACAAGUUCGCGUCCUCCCAGACCCAGACAUAUUUGCAAUGCAUACUGCUACCCCCCGCACUCAGUCGGCCGUCGUGCCACUGACCUUGGUGGAGAGAGGGCAAAAGCUGCACUUCGCAACACUUCUGAACAUGCAUCACGCGGGGUUUGGCACCUACACUGCCGCCAACAGAAAGGAGGAAUGGAACGCGUUUUUUCAACAAGCGCAAACUGGAAAACUUGCCGACAUGACGGUCCCUGGCUUAGAACACCAGCUGCUCUCUAUUACAGUGAAAAAUGCACCCACCCCGAAAGUUGCAAUAAUUUCAAUUUGUGAUGCGACGUUUCCAAAUGAAAACUCUUUGUCUUGCAUGAAAGGACUAUGAAUCUUUCUGAUGCGGAGUCUAGUGCUAAGUAGUCGUAUACAGCAUCGCUUGCAUGACAAGCCCUGCUCUUGCUGGGAUCUUUUGCAAUACAGAUUUGCACUGUUCACGAUUGAAAAUUUGUGAUGCUGAUACAUGCAAGACUGCGACUAUUUCCAUUGGAGAGGUAGUUUGCGAUGCAAAUGCUCCCAAGUUCUGGGCUGGGGGCAUUUUUCAUUGUAAUGCCCUCUUUCAUCCGUGCUGCUUCUCUGCCCAACUCUGUCAGCCUGCCACGUUUAGAAGACCUUAUCGCGCCUGAGAGUGAGUGUCAGAAAACUUGCUUUCAGUGGAUGCUGGCAGGGAUCGAGAAAGCUCUGGCGACGGUUUCACCUGCAAGCGCUAGACCGGCGGGAGCAGAUGGUUUUUUCUAUGCAACAAGCAUUUAUGAUGAGAAUGACCGAGCCCCGGUUGUUCUUCCGUUAGUCGCAGAUAAACUUCGGUAUGUUGCUAUUGUGAGGCAAAAUCCCCCCUCCCCAUAUCGAAAAGGCACGUUUCCGAAAAUUUGUGUUGCUGAUUUGAGGUCACAAAUCACAUCUGUCUUGCAAGAAGACAAGGGCAAAAGCUUCGCCCCCAUUAUGGAGGCGAUUUGUCAUGCUGUUGGGCCUAAAGGGGGGCCGUUUGCCAUGCUGAACAACUAGACCGACACGCCCCUAGCUAGCCUGGGGAACUGGCUGCAAUGCCUUCCUGCAAUACAAAGCUGAUUUGUGUACACAAAUCCAGCAUCACAAAAUCCGUUUUGAUAUGGGGAGGGGGGAUUUUUCCUCUCAAUAGUUUCACUUCGUGUGAGUUUGGGGCAGCGAGGCGUGGACCACCCGAUCCAGGUGCUAUCGACCGUGUCAUGUAUACGUGUCUGGGAUGUGAGCUACAUUGCUUUGAGCGCGUUAUUCGACGAAGGGUUUACUAUUUAUUUUUGAAUUUGCAGAGUUUUCUAUGAGCAGAAUUUGCUUGUUUGUCCCGGCGACCCUAGUUCUGAUGAUGAAAAGGGCUAUAGCAUAAAGUCAUGGUCAGUAAGGCAUCGUAAUCGUUGAUGUUUCAGUAUAAGCGCUUCUAAUUUGUUUUGCAGCACGAGCGCCACGCCGGAAAAUAUAGUUUCUUGUUUGGGCACGCGCACGGGCACCUCUGUAUACAAGUCAACGCGACCACUGUCGCCUGGCACAAGGGCGCUUCUUGCGAUUUCAUCGCGUAUUUCGUAUGCAUAUCGAAUGCAAAUAUGUCUGGUUCUGGAGAUUUGUCGUGAUGCAAGAUGAGCAGACUCUGAUGCGCUGCCAAGCAUGACAAGUUUUUCCGUGGUUCUGAGUUGCGUACACCGGCGCAUGAGAAACUGCGUGUUUGCAUGACAGGCAAGAGGAGCUCUUUGCGGCCGCGCAAUACAAAUUCAGAGUCAUGCUAGACAUGCAUGACAAAUCUCUAUCUCGCAAUCUCCCAGACCCAGACAUAUUUGCAGUUGAUAAUGCAGCUUGGAUGACUCGUUCUAGGACCAGACACGUAUACACAUCCAUACACCAUCGUGCACGACUAUCUAACCGACCUUGACGACGAUGGGCUGUCCCUUAUGACGUGUGGAACCAAACACCUGGCCCUCGGUUUUUUUGCUAUAUUUGCUGUUUAUAAAAAUAGUUUGUCGUGUCCAAAUCAGGCACACCAAGCGACACUGGUCUGCUGGGAAACAGAUGCGCAGCUCUACUGGAUCUGUAUGAGGACGCAACUUGCUUUAAUGCGUUCUUGACAUAGCAGGUGGCCAGGGGCAGGGGCAGAACAACUUUUACUUUUUCGACGGCAUUUAUGCUAUCGUCCUCCUGGCAAAAAAUGUCGUUAUUGCAUUGUUGUACAUGCUUUUCAUGCAGACGACGCAACACACACCACGUCUCACCGACACUGAGGGUUUAUAUACAUUUGGGGCUUUAACAUCUUCGUGGGCGGGUGUUCAUUAUUUUCAACUUUACAUCAUCAAGCCUUGGCGAUGAAGAUCGUGCGGUGCUCAAAAAUGAUCGCACAGCCCGAACAGGUUGGCUCAGAUUCCGUGGCGAAAGUGGGCGGGAAUUUGAGCUCAAGUACGUGGCGCGGGGAAGUUUAUGGGGUCCGCUCGAGGACGACCCCGGUCCGGGUUGGCGUAACGUUGGUUUCGUGCUCUCUGGGCCAAGACCGGUUGCGCAACAGCGGCGGUGAAUGUCGCUGCAAUUUUUCUCCGGAACAUCAAACGGGUUACUUACGGUGCACGUACAUCAAACGGUUACUUAAGUGACAAAACAGCAUUACAAAUUGAUGAUAGAGAAAUGAGAUCAACUGUCAUUCAAGGCCACAAAUUUACACUUGCAAGUGCUACCACCUAGUCACUGUAUAUAUUUUUUUGUUUUUACACCGACCUGACCACUGUUUGAGCCAAUGUAGACCAUGAAAAGUGGUCUCAAAUCAGCUAUCAACCGUUAGUAGAAAUCUUCUGUACUACAAUUUUACGUUUCGAAACAGCAUGAAAAGAUCGAACUUUCAUAUUUGUGCCAAGGGAAAAUUCUAAAAAUACCAUCAUGAUCCUAUACAAAAAUUAAAAUUUAGAAGUGAAAAACCGAAGUAAAUACACAUCAGCUUUUCUCUUUUUUAGAAUAUAGCGGUGUGUAGCCACAGCUAUUGAUUCCGUGUGAAGAAUCAAGAAAAACGUCUUUUGAGUUUUUUCCUGGAGAGUUGAGUCUUGUGAGUUUUUUUGAAGAAUCAAGAAAAACGUGUUUAUGAGUUGUUUUCUGGCAAGAAAAAGUGAGGAAAGGAAGAAAGAAAUUGUGCCUUCUCAUGCUGAAAAUGCAACACAAACUGAAUUUUCCAACUCAGCUGAGCAGUCUUUUGGGAAUACAU
Messenger RNA from Amoebophrya sp. A120, 4339 nucleotides. The record is from the annotation of a GenBank genome assembly. NCBI's taxonomy places the organism in Eukaryota, Dinophyceae, Syndiniales, Amoebophryaceae.